Paramormyrops kingsleyae is the source of this 3416-nucleotide messenger RNA. The record is from RefSeq and is a predicted model, not a curated record. NCBI's taxonomy places the organism in Eukaryota, Metazoa, Chordata, Actinopteri, Osteoglossiformes, Mormyridae.
UCCUAGGCGAAUCGGAGCGCUCUGUGGGUGCGUCUGUAGAGGGCCUGCGUCUCGUGGUUUGGUUGUGAUGAUCUUCUCGGCCUCCGGGAUCGGAUCGUUUUGGCAGCACGUCUGAACCCCCCCCUCCCCUCCCCGAAAAGCGCCCCUUUCGGCCCUGAGAGCUGGAUGCGAGAGCGACAACCUCCCAGCCAUUCGGAUUAACUACUCUGGGAUUUACCCCACUUUUUACUACUUUUCCCCCCUUCUUGGAUGGCAUGGGUUUUUUCGCGACCCCCGAUCACGCACACUUGGAGUAAUUCGCUUUUUAAAGAAACACUAUCGUCUAACUUUACGGAAAGUGACCGAAAGCCGACAUGGAUCCAGCCAGCCAAGCAGGCGGCGGCGAGGACCCGAGCAAGCCGUCAAAGAGAAAGCCGACCGAGGACGACGGCAAGAACAAAAAGCUGAACAUCCACAUAAAAACACUGGCUGAUGAUAUGCGUGACCGGAUCACCAGUUUCCGGAAGACGGGCACGAAGAAGGAGAAGCCGCUGAUCCAGCACCCGACAGACCCGCAGUCGGCCCAGACUGAGAUGCCGGUGCCGCAGCCGCUGUUCGACGAUCGCUCCAUGAACCUGUCCGAGAAGGAGAUCGUGGACCUCUUUGAGAAGAUGAUGGAGGACAUGAACUUGAAUGAGGAGCGCAAGGCUCCCCUGCGUGGGAAGGACCUCAGCACCAAGCGGGAAAUGGUGGUCCAGUACAUCUCUGCCACUGCCAAAUCUAUAACCGGAAGCAAAGUUGCGGGCGGCCUAAGGAACAGCAAGCACGAGUGCACACUGUCGUCGCAGGAGUACGUCCACGAGCUGCGAUCUGGCAUCACCGAUGACAAGCUCUUCAACUGCCUAGAGUCCCUACGUGUGUCUCUCACCAGCAACCCCGUCAGCUGGGUGAAUAACUUUGGCCAUGAAGGCCUGGGCCUGCUGCUGGACGCACUGGAGAAGCUUCUGGAUAAAAAACAACAAGAGAGCAUCGACAAAAAGAACCAGCACAAGCUUAUCCAAUGUCUCAAGGCCUUCAUGAACAACAAGUAUGGCCUGCAAAAGAUCCUUGGGGAUGAGCGGAGCCUCCUGCUCUUGGCAAGAGCCAUCGACGUCAAGCAGACCAGCAUGAUGACGGAGAUCGUCAAGAUCCUGUCUGCCGUCUGCAUCGUGGGCGAGGAGAACAUCCUGGAUAAGAUCCUGGAGGCCAUGACGAUCGCGGCGGAAAGGAACAACCGAGAGCGCUUUGCCUGCAUUGUGGAGGGCCUGGAGAACCAUGAGGCACAGCAGCUGCAGGUGGCGUGCAUGCAGCUGAUCAACGCCCUGCUCACUUCCCCGGAUGACCUGGACUUCCGCAUCCACCUCCGCAAUGAGUUCCUGCGCUGCGGACUAAAGAAGAUCCUGCCGGAACUGAAGGAGACGGAGGAGUUGGACAUCCAGCUGAAGGUGUUCAACGAGAACAAGGACGAGGAUUUCCUGGAGCUGUCCCACCGACUGGAGGACAUCCGGGCCGAGAUGGACGACAUGAACGAAGUCUACCACCUGCUCUCCAACAUGGUGAAGGACACGGCCUCAGAGAACUACCUCCUGUCGAUCCUGCAGCACCUCCUGCUCAUCCGGAAUGACUACUACAUCAGGCCGCAAUACUACAAGAUCAUCGAGGAGUGUGUGGCUCAGGUAGUCCUGCACCGCAGCGGCAUGGACCCCGACUUCGGCUACCGGGAGCGGCUGGACGUGGACUUCACCCUCCUCGUCGAUCAGUGUGUGGAUAAGGCCAAAGUCGAGGAGAGUGAACAUAAGGCCCUGGAGUUUUCCAAGAAGUUCGAUGAGGAGUUCAGCGCCCGUCAGGAAGCUCAGGCUGAGCUCCGGAAGCAGGAGGAGAAGAUUAAGGAGAUGGAGGUGCAGAUCCAUGCUCUACAGACCCAGGCAGCGGCUGGAGCUGGAGUACCCCCCCCGCCUCCGCCCCCUGGUGGCUUGGCCCCACCCCCGCCUCCGCCCCCACCUCCACCACCCCCCGGGGGUUGUCCUCCUCCACCACCGCCGCCCCCCAUGCCUGCUGGGAUCCCUCCUCCUCCUCCGCCUCCACCAGGCUGCGGGCCGCCGCCUCCUCCACCUCCGCCUGGGGGAGGACCCCCUCCUCCACCCCCUUUUGGAGGUCCUGGAAUUCCACCACCUUUGGCUCCAGCCGUCGUCAAGCUACCUUACGGGCUGCUGCCCAAGAAGACCUACAAGCCGGAGGCGGUGAUGAAGAGGGUCAACUGGUCCAAGCUGCCUCUGCAGCUGGAGCAAACCGUCUUCAACAACGAAGAUGUUUAUUGCAGAGCAAUCUUCCUGGGCUCUUUCCGGCUUCCCUACGAGGAGAUCCGGGACAUCGUCCUGGAGGUGGAUGAGCAGCGACUCAGCGAGUCCCUGAUCCAGAACCUGAUGAAGAACCUUCCGGAGCAGAAGGAGCUGAAUGCGCUGGCGGAGCUGCGCGGAGAGUACGACACGCUGUGUGAACCUGAGCAGUUCGCCAUCGUGAUGAGCUCGGUAAAGAUGCUCCGCUCCCGCCUGAACGGCAUCCUCUUCAAGCUGACCUUCGAGGAGCAGGUGAACAACAUCCGGCCGGACAUCAUGAGCGUGACGCUGGCCUGCGAGGAGCUCAGGAAGAGCGACGGCUUCAGCCGGCUGCUGGAGAUGGUGCUGCUCAUGGGCAACUACAUGAACGCCGGAUCCCGCAACGCCCAGACCUUUGGCUUCAACGUCAGCUUCCUGUGCAAGCUUCGAGACACCAAGUCCAAUGAUCAAAACAGCACGCUGCUGCACUUCCUGGCUGAAAAAUGCGAGGAGAGGUACCCUGAGAUCCUGAAGUUUCCUGAAGACCUGCAGCACGUGGAGAGCGCCAGUAAAGUUUCGGCACAGACCCUGAAGGCGAGUCUGGACACCAUGGAACGUCACAUCGAGCGUCUGGAGAACGACAUCAAGAACUUCCCCAAGACAGAAGAUGCCCAGGAUAAGUUUGUGCAGAAGAUGACCGGCUUCUGCAAACAGGCGCGAGAGCAGUAUGAGAAGCUGUCCACCAUGCACAAGAUCAUGCUGAAGCUUUACGAGGAUCUGGGCAGCUACUUCGCCUUCGACGCACAUUCUGUCAGCAUCGAGGACUUCUUCGGGGACCUGGCCAACUUCCGCACCCUCUUUCUGGAAGCUGUUAAGGAGAACCACAAGAAGAGGGAGAUGGAGGAGAAGGUGAAACGGGCCAAGAUGGCUAAGGAGAAGGCGGAGCGGGAGAAGCUGGAGCGACAGCAGAAGAAGAAGCAGCUGAUUGAUAUGAACAAAGAUGUCUACACCCAAAACCAUCAUCUCCUGCUGUGUCAUCAUUACUCAGCAAACUGUCACGCAGAGAUUGCAGGAUCCAUCUGA